This is a messenger RNA of Odontomachus brunneus, 2822 nucleotides long. RefSeq names its product cell division control protein 45 homolog (gene Cdc45). The transcript has 9 exons. NCBI's taxonomy places the organism in Eukaryota, Metazoa, Arthropoda, Insecta, Hymenoptera, Formicidae. The coding region runs from base 417 to 2114 and encodes 565 amino acids. Gene Ontology annotation, molecular function: chromatin binding; single-stranded DNA binding; DNA replication origin binding. The record is from RefSeq and is a predicted model, not a curated record. Gene Ontology annotation, biological process: DNA replication initiation; double-strand break repair via break-induced replication; mitotic DNA replication preinitiation complex assembly. Gene Ontology annotation, cellular component: DNA replication preinitiation complex.
GCCACUCUCAGACUUCUCUCUGCUUUAAGCAUCGGAUAAUGCGAUUCGAUUAAUCUCGAUCCAUCGGCACAGUAAUAAUCGAUUGUCACUGUUUACAAAUUGUUAUGAAAAACUGCUGUCUGUUGUUUGACCAUUGUUUCCGGCGUCGUUUGUAAGCACGUAUACACUCUCAUGCAGAUGUUCAGGUAAUAUGCGUGCCACGCUCGAAAAUUUCAAUUAUGUCGCGUUUAUGCGCCGGGCUUAGGGAUAGCGAUGCGGAAGAUAGCGUGUCGGGUGUCUGCACAACGACGCUGUUGCUGCGACAGAACGCCUCGUGACCAACGGUUUGGAUUUUCGCGCUAAGUCGCUCAUGCCAAGAUCCAGCUACGAAGCCAUCGUAAAUCUGCAAUGUUUCGCGCGCCGUGAACGAUCGCAACAUGUUUGUGACGAAUCUAGUAAAGGAUUUCUACGAUGUGAUCCAAAGAAGCAGAUGUUUACUUUUGGUGAACUUUGACGUUGAUGCAAUCUGUGCCUGUAGAAUAUUACAACAUCUUUUAAAAAAUGAUCAUGUGAUAUAUACCCUUGUACCUGUUCGAGGCAUUCAAGAUAUGAUCAAUGCCUUUGAAGAAAAUUGCGAAGAGAUAAGGAAUGUUAUUAUGAUAAAUUGUGGUGGUACUCUAGAUUUAGUAGAACUACUUCAACCAGGUGAAUCUAUGAUAUUUUUUAUUCUUGACAGUCAUAGGCCCUAUGAUUUAUGUAAUAUCUAUUCAGAAAAUCAAAUACGUAUUCUUGGUAAAUCUGAUGAAGACAAUGAAAUCCCAGAAUAUAAUGAUAUAUUCCGAGAUGAUAGUACAGAUGAGGAGGAUGAAAAUGAAGAAUCAGACAAUGAAAAUGAAAAUGCUCAAAACAAAAGACGAAGAUUAAAUGAAGAAGACAUCCUAAGGCGAAGUGAACGACGAAAAUGGAUUGAGAACAGAGCGACGAUUCUCUUUAAUUAUUCACAAUACAGCUAUUAUGGAAAAUCAAGUGCGAUACUGGUUUUUGAGAUGGCUUGGAAUAUGUCAAAAGAUAACUUAGAUAUGGCAUGGUGGGCUAUAGUUGGUUCAACAGAGCAGUCUAUUCUUAAUAAGGUAGAGUCACGAAUCACUGUUCUUGAAGAGGGUUCCCUUCAAGCUCAUGUUUCAAGACUGACGCACAGACAAGGUGCUGAUAUCAAUAAACAACAGCAACAAAGCACUGUUAAAGUUACUUAUGAUAAAGACCUUCAAUUAGCAUUGUAUCGCCACUGGACUGUUGAAGCUAGCUUAAAAUAUUCAAUGUCGACCUCGGUGUCACUACGUCUUUGGUCGAUUAGAGGAGAACAGCGUUUGAAAGAAGUUUUAGCUGAAAUGGGUUUGCCUCUGGUGCAAUCUAGACAAUUGUUUCGUGCAAUGGAUCUUACUUUUAGACAGGAAUUUAAGCAGAUGGUUGAAAAAUUGGCUGGCAAAUAUAAAGUUAAUAGUAUCAUCGGCAGUAGUUUUACCCUUCAAUAUGGUUAUCGUUUCAAGUACUGUGCCUCGGAUAUGGUAUAUGCGAUGUUGGCUUUAUUGGAUUCCACGACAAAGGACCGACAACCACAACGUUGCUUCUUAGAUACACUGGACUGUUUGUCGCGUACGAACAAAGAUAUUGUAGAAGACGGUAUAGAGAAAGCAAAGCUGAUGCUUCAUAACAUCUUUAAAACGGCACAGAGCAUACUAGAAGCUAAGCAAAUACAAAACUUUAGUUCCUUUCUGUAUCUUAAUGUGCCGGAUGGAAAUAUAGAUACUCAUUUAUUCGCGCAUUCUCAUCCUUUGAUUAUGUUAGCUCAAUUUGCUCUCAAGGCAUAUGUGAAUUCUUCGAGAAAUAGACACGCGCCUGAAUGGCCACUCGUAGCUUCUGCAAUGGUCAGUACAGAGGAAGGCUUGUGUCUCCUUGUUGGUAUACCACCAGUUUGUGAAGAUCAACCCAGAAGUUUAUUUGGGAAAGCAUUCGAGCAAGCUGCAAAAAAUAAAAAUUGUUACAUAGAAGCAGACUACUUUGAUAGUACAAUAAUAAGACUGAAGGUCGAGGAAAGGACCAAGUUUCUUGAUGCUCUGGCAGCGCUCCUUACGUGAUGAUCGUCAUAAACACAUAAUUAUUAAAGGGAAACGGUGCGACAGUCUUAUUAAUCAAAUUUUUAGUUAGCGCGACCAUUAAUACAAUCCAAUGCAACUUUAUUGCUCAUGACAUACGGUGCCUUUUUAAAAAAAAAUGCAAUUUCUGUACAUUUUUUAAUCAACGACGUAGUAGCUUUAUAAUUGUAAAAUAUUUAAUAUAUAGACUAGAGGACCGAUAUAUGUGAAUCAAUAGCGUUUCAUGUGAGUAUAAUGUAUGUUGUAUAGGAAAGACUAAGGUACAACAGUAAGAUAAGGUAUAAAAAAAUCAUUCUUGUUCCAACAACAUAUAAAUUAGUAAUUUAAGAGAAAUAUGAUAAAUUAAGCAAUUUUAUAGAAAAGAACUCGAAAACCGAUAAAAAGAGAUAUAAAAUAAAAUAAUUACAUUUGCGCUACUUGACAGCUACUUGAUAUUUUGCUUAUACUUAUUGUAAAUGUAUAAAGUAGGAAAUUUGUGUACGACUAUAUGUAUAUAGAUAUUGUAUUGGAUCUUCGAAUACCUGUAACAUAACUAUCAAAAUGCGACUCACAAAUUACAACGAUGAACAGGCUAUUUCAUAAACAUAAGAGCAUUCAAAGUGCGCCCACUCGGCAUUUAUUAAGUAAUAUAUAAUAUAUUAACGUAUUCGUGUGCGUGUGUACACUUAAAAAUACAAUUUGAUCGAUUUA